Molecule: messenger RNA, 3715 nt
Organism: Tachyglossus aculeatus (Australian echidna)
Lineage: Eukaryota; Metazoa; Chordata; Mammalia; Monotremata; Tachyglossidae
Gene: ETV5
Product: ETS variant transcription factor 5
Exons: 13
Coding region: 190-1728 (512 amino acids)
Biological process (GO): regulation of transcription by RNA polymerase II; cell differentiation
Cellular component (GO): nucleus
Molecular function (GO): sequence-specific DNA binding; DNA-binding transcription factor activity, RNA polymerase II-specific
Source: RefSeq, a predicted model, not a curated record
GCUUCCCCCUGCCCGCCCAACCGGUUCCGGCCCGGUUCGGCCCGGUUCGGCCCGCGGAACCGUCCGUCUCGCGCAUGCGCGCGCUCAGUCUGAAAACUGCCAACGUCUAUAGCAAGAGGACCCUUUUCCCCCUCGGAAUUGCUCAAUGCUGAAACCUUUCAAAGGGAUAUUAAAGUCAUUGGAAGCACAAUGGAUGGUUUUUAUGACCAACAAGUCCCUUUUAUGGUCCCAGGGAAAUCUCGUUCAGAGGAAUGUCGAGGGCGGCCUGUGAUUGACAGAAAGAGGAAGUUCUUAGACACAGAUCUGGCUCAUGAUUCAGAAGAGUUGUUCCAGGAUCUCAGCCAGCUCCAAGAGGCUUGGUUAGCUGAAGCACAAGUUCCUGAUGAUGAACAGUUUGUUCCAGAUUUUCAGUCCGAUAACCUAGUGCUUCACGCUCCACCUCCAACCAAGAUUAAGCGAGAACUGCAUAGCCCGUCUUCGGAAUUGUCAUCCUGUAGUCACGAGCAGGCCCUUGGUGCUAACUAUGGAGAAAAGUGCCUCUACAACUAUUGUGCCUAUGAUAGGAAGCCCCCCUCUGGGUUCAAGCCAUUAACACCUCCCUCCACUCCCGUGUCACCACCGGCUCAUCAGAAUUCCCUGAUUUCCCCACCGGCCACGUCUUUGCCCCCUUCGGCCCAUGUCCCCACCCCAGGGCCGGUGUCUGGGGUACCCCAGGCCCCUACCCCUCACCCCCUUCACGAACCUCGACAGCAGCAGCAAGCGUUCGCUGUACCCAGGCCUCCUCAUCAACCCAUGCCGAUGCCAAAGAUGGUGCCCGAAAACCAGUACCCACCCGAACACAGGUUUCAGAGACAGAUGUCCGAACCCUGCCACCCCUUCCCUCCGCAGUCAGGGAUUCCCGGAGACGGACGUCCAGGGUACCACCGGCAGAUGUCAGAGCCUGGAGUCCCUGUGGCUCCCCCUCCACCUCAGGGAUUCAAACAGGAAUAUCAUGAUCCUCUCUACGAGCAUGGCGUUCCGGGCAUUUCAGGGCCUCCCAGACAUGGUUACCAAUCUCCAAUGGGAAUUAAGCAAGAGCCCAGGGAUUACUGCAUCGAUUCAGAAGUGCCUAACUGUCGGUCAACCUUCAUGAGAGGAGGGGGCUAUUUCUCAAGCAACCACGAUGGCUUUUCAUAUGAGAAAGAUCCCCGACUUUACUUCGAUGACACUUGCGUCGUGCCUGAGAGGCUGGAGGGCAAAGUGAAACAGGAAGCCACCAUGUACCGGGAAGGGCCCCCUUACCAGAGAAGAGGCUCUCUGCAGCUCUGGCAGUUCCUGGUCACUCUUCUCGACGACCCGGCCAACGCGCACUUCAUCGCCUGGACGGGCAGAGGCAUGGAGUUCAAGCUGAUAGAGCCGGAGGAGGUAGCUCGCCGCUGGGGCAUCCAGAAGAACCGACCAGCCAUGAACUAUGACAAGCUCAGUCGUUCUCUGCGCUACUAUUACGAAAAGGGCAUCAUGCAGAAGGUGGCCGGCGAGCGGUACGUCUACAAGUUUGUCUGUGACCCAGACGCCCUGUUCUCCAUGGCCUUCCCCGACCAUCAGCGCCCGUUCCUGAAAGCGGAGUCGGACUGCCACCUGACCGAAGACGACACCUUACCGCUGACCCACUUUGAAGACAGCCCGGCUUACCUCCUGGAAGUGGAUCGUUGCGGCAGCCUCCCUUACGGAGAGAGCUUUGCCUACUGACAGGACCCAACGGCCGGACCCUAGAGCUGGCGGUUCCCGUGCGGGCGGGCCCUUUUGCUUGGGUUUUUGCCCGCUCCUAAAGCUUGCCCUCCGAGCGCUCUCCGGAGAGGCCCAGCGUACUGUGGAUCGUCACCGCGGAGGCGUCUGGGAGGGGAUUCGUAAUGGAGCCGCGGCCCAUCUUGUCCAUGGGCAGACGCCACCAACCAAGCCAGGGCCCUCCUAUCCGGGGUGGGUCGUGCGAGGGGCGAGUCUCCGCGACCAUCCGCUCUGCGUGGAUCGCGGACUCGCGGCCGUCUUGACACCCAAAGGGCUUUGAAUCGCGCAGACGGUGGUUGGAGAGACGUCCUACCCCCCCAGAAAACGAGUUGGGCCCACCUGGGGAGAGCCCAGUCUAGUUGUGGGCCUGGGUGGGGUGUUAAGAUGGUACCCUGAAUCCAGAGGAGACCCUGCCUGUGUCUCAAGAAGAAAUCAAAAUCAGGUCAACAGUCGUACCCCACUUCCCGCUUCCCAGAUGACAGACCGUCCUGUCUCCCAGCGCCCUUCAGCUAUCCUGUCACCUACAGUCACCUCUUUCUCUUCCCAGUCCCCAGGGUGUGUGGAAGAUGGCUUUGAUUUUACAAGGAUGAUUUCAUUAGACGGUUUUUCUUUUUUUGGUGGGUGGGAGGGGUCGGAGAGGAGUCCGGUUUGGAUUUGGGGGGUUUUGGUUGUUGUUUUGGGAAAAAAAAAAAGAGUUUAUAAACUGAUUUUUGUAGUUUUGGUAUUUAAAGCGAAAAAAAUCCCCAAAAAACCAAACAGCAACAAAAAGACCCCUGUCUUUCAGAAGCAGCAAAGGGCUCAUGCCAACCCAGCGGAGAGGCUGCAGCCGGAAAGGGAGUUUUGCUGGGGACCGCCUCCUCCUUUUUGCCAUGUUCAAAGCCCUCUUUGAGCUUUCUUUACCCGAGUAACCUGAGAGAACAUUGGCACCUGGGUUGGACAUUUUAAAGCACGCAGGGCAGCUCUGAAACACUGCCUAGAUUUUUACGUGUAUAGUCCCCCUUAUUCACCGACGUGCUGUCUCUGGGAAGUGUAUGUACAUAACACAUAGCGCAUCUAUUUCCCGCCGGUCACGAGAGGAACCUCAGGGGCGUCUUUGCCCGACUUUGCUGGUGACCGCGGUUCAUUACAACGGUUCCUUUCUGUUCUUCCUCCGCCUCGGUCAACCCUGCGUAUCUCAGAGGGUUGGAGGCUUGCGUGUGAAGCCUGCAGGUUAAUAAACAAAAACAAACAAAAAAAAAACAAUGCUAGCUUUUUAGUUUCCUGCCAUAUUUCCCUUUUAAAUCGUUGACGCCAGUCCACGUAUACGGUUUAAAAGCAACCGAGCCAGGCUAUAAAAAGGUGGCUGGGGCGAUUGAGGUGGAGGACCGUGACUAGAACAUGUCUCCCUCCGCGCUGGUAGUUGAAAACUGGGGUUUCCCAAGCUCCUUGGUGUAAUUAUAGCUUUCUAACUUACACUUUAUUACAUAUUCUAUACAUAUAUUGCGUAUUUUACCCUCAGCUGGCUCAAGGUUUGUUUGUUGUAAAUGCUGUAUAGGAAUUUCUGCCCUUCCCUCCUUCCAUCGCCCUUCUUCCCUGUUUUUUUUUUUUUUUUGGUUUUGUUUUUGUUUUUUUUCCCUAUUCUGGUGUGGGCCUUUUCUGGCUGGAUCGGUUCUGUUUUAGCAAGGUGAGAGAAAGUUCUCCGUCGACUUGAACCAUCCUCCCCGCGAAGCAUAAAACAUGGCCUGCAUUGUCCCAAGGCCCAGGAGGGCCACAGCAUCCCCACCAGAUCCAUGCACCUCCCAAGUGGCUUGAACCCCUCCCUUCCAGAUCGCGGGAGGAAUCUCCAGUGCAGAAAGGGUUCAUCUGUAAAUUGAUUUUUUUUUUUUCCUCCCCCCGAGCAGGGCUCUGCAUCACCUGCCAAGCUGCGUUACAUUCUGUACUGUGUACAAUAAAAAAGUUUGCUUUCAGUUCA